Messenger RNA from Paramuricea clavata, 1445 nucleotides. Lineage: Eukaryota; Metazoa; Cnidaria; Anthozoa; Malacalcyonacea; Plexauridae. The record is from the annotation of a GenBank genome assembly.
AGUUGCGAAGAUGGGCAGAUCUGUUUCUUAUCGCACCUCUUGAUGCUAAUACUAUGGCUAAACUUUCUCAUGGAAUAUGUGAUAACUUAUUGGUAAGGGAAAAACCAUGAGCCUUGCCCUUGUUCAAUGAAACUAAACUUCGUUUCUUCUAUAAAUCUAAACCAACUGUUUAAUAUACUUGAUAGCAGAAUAAGUCCUAAACUGUUCUUCAUUGAGGUCUGGUACGUUAUUUCUUUUGGUCAUCUGUUCCUUGGGGAGAAAACCGUUGUAUGACUUUUACUCCAUAAACUUAUUUCGAUCAUAAUAUAUAUUACACCAUAUGUUUUUUAGACAAGCGUAGCGAGAGCCUGGGAUCCAUCGAAACCAUUCUACUACUGCCCAGCAAUGAACACUCACAUGUGGCAACAUCCAUUGACACAAGAACAGCUUGAAAAACUUCAGUCUUUAAAAUACAUUCAAAUUCCUCCGAUCUCCAAAACCCUGGCGUGUGGCGAUUGUGGUAAGUCUGGCAGAAUCAAAUCGUAUAAAAUUACAUACCUACAAAGCAACAAUCUUGGACAAACUGUCAAUGAAAUAGAUCCGAAGUUAUAGUAAAAACACUUUCUGCCGGAAGAAAAAUCCACUAGAUAGUGUAAACGCACUUCUGCCUGGCCUAUAGGCCAGGAAAUCUGGGCCCAUCAGAACAGGUGGCCUAGGUUUCCUGGCCUAUAGGCCAGGAAAAACUGCGUUUACACUAUAAAAAUCUAGUCCAAAGCUAGGCCUACUCCAGGCUUAGUCUCGUAGUGUAAACACGGCUCAAUUCACUGAGCUUUACGAAUUUCUUAUUUAUUGAUAGGUAUUGGUGCUAUGGCUGACGUUUCAACAAUUAUCGAGAUAGUUCGGGGGAAAGUCGAUGCGACACAAGGACUCCUAGUGUAAAACACAAAUACAGUGAAAAAUUGAUUAUUUUAUCAGUGACAACAACACAGAAGUGUGAUAAACCAAUUGCACCACUCCACCCCUUAUGUAGGGGAAAUUAACAAUUCCAGAUAUACAGUUUGAUUUCGUACGUGAUGCCAUGGCUUGCAUCUCAUGUGACAGUUGUGAACACAAGUGCGUCAUGGGCGUACAUAGGACCUAGUAAUCCGACAACAACAUGUCCGCACACACACAUUCUAGCACAAGCUUUGUGUUAUAUCCAGUGCAUGUAAUAAUAAUAAUAAUAGAAGCAUUUAUUUGAACACGAUGGUAUGUGAUCCUCAAGCACUAGUGCAUGUGACCGCGACCGUACUUAUUAAAUAGCGAUGAAUAUAAUCUUUUUAUUAUUACUCUUUAUUUUACGAAUUAUUAUUAUUAUUAUUAAAACUUUAUUUACACACGGAGUCCAUUUCGCAAAAUGUGCUCUUCCAUGGAGCUGUACACAUUAAAAAUAUCUACAUAAUACUGUUACAAUUACAAAUUACAAC